Molecule: messenger RNA, 779 nt
Organism: Vicia villosa (hairy vetch)
Lineage: Eukaryota; Viridiplantae; Streptophyta; Magnoliopsida; Fabales; Fabaceae
Product: large ribosomal subunit protein uL22y
Exons: 6
Coding region: 78-599 (173 amino acids)
Biological process (GO): cytoplasmic translation
Cellular component (GO): ribosome; cytosolic large ribosomal subunit
Molecular function (GO): structural constituent of ribosome
Source: RefSeq, a predicted model, not a curated record
AGAAGCCGCUAUAUAAUCUCUAUUCUACGUUCUUCUUCCUUCAGCUCUUCUGCAUCUUGACCUAUCAAGCCGUCGUCAUGGUUAAGUACUCAAGAGAGCCCGAUAAUCCCACCAAGUCCACCAAGGCACGAGGUGCAGAUCUUAGAGUUCAUUUCAAGAACACUAGGGAAACAGCGUUUUCCAUCAGGAAGAUGCCCUUGAUCAAGGCUAAAAGGUACUUGGAAGAUGUUCUUGCCCACAAACAAGCCAUUCCAUUCAGACGUUUUUGCCGUGGUGUUGGGAGGACAGCCCAGGCCAAAAGCAGACACUCCAAUGGACAAGGGAGGUGGCCUGCCAAGUCUGCUAAGUUCAUCCUUGAUUUGCUCAAGAAUGCAGAGAGUAAUGCCGAAGUGAAAGGUUUGGAUGUUGAUGCACUAUAUGUUUCCCAUAUCCAAGUCAACCAAGCACAGAAGCAAAGACGCCGAACAUACCGAGCCCAUGGAAGAAUCAACCCUUACAUGUCAUCCCCAUGCCACAUAGAGUUGAUUUUAUCUGAAAAGGAAGAAGCUGUUAAGAAAGAGCCUGAGACCCAGUUGGCUUCUAGCAAGAGGAAGGCUUAAACUCUACCAAGUGGCACUUUGUCUUGAACUCUUGGUUUAUGUUAAGAGAACAAUUUUGUUGCCAUGUUUUAUUUUCUUUCAUUAUUUGUAUGAGAUAUUUGUAGGAUAAAGAUUUCAAACUGUUAAGGUUAUACUGUUUUGAAUUAUUGAGUCAAUUUGGAAACUUUUGUUUUUAUCUAA